AUGGCUGACAAGACAUCUUUCCUCGAAGCCACUAAAGCUCGCCGCUCCCUCUACUCUCUCAGCAAAGAAUCUACCAUAUCGAAUGACCGUAUCAUUUCCAUCGUUGAGCAUGCGAUCCGGUAUGCACCUUCACCUUUCAAUGCUCGCUCUUGCAGAUGCAUCGUUCUCUUUGGAGACGACCAUGACAAGCUCUGGGAGAUGGGCGCUGCAGCCAUUCAAAGAUGCAUGCCUAUGGCUGUAGAUAUUCUGAUUCCCAAGGUUCAGGGCUUUCGUGCUGCAUACGGCACUAUCUUGUUCUUCGAGGAUGUAGAGUCAGUCAAGGAACUUAACCCUCGAUUCGCAAAGAUGUCUGAGGAGAAUCCUGAAUGGUACGAUCACAGCAGCGGAAUGCACCAAUACGUUGUCUGGACAGCUCUCGAAGCCGAAGGUCUUGGAUGCAACCUUCAGCACUAUCAAGGCAUGAUGCACGACGAAAUAUACGCACAGUGGAAGAUCCCAGAGACUUGGCAAGCAAAAGCUCAACUUGUGUUUGGAAAGCCGUUGGCAGGCCCUUUAGUGGAUAAGGAAAAGACUUUUAGGGAUAUCAAAGACUGUAUCAAAGUUUAUGGUCAAUAG
Aureobasidium melanogenum CBS 110374 is the source of this 615-nucleotide messenger RNA. Its product is annotated as Nitroreductase. Lineage: Eukaryota; Fungi; Ascomycota; Dothideomycetes; Dothideales; Saccotheciaceae. The record is from RefSeq and is a predicted model, not a curated record. The transcript is spliced from 4 exons. The coding region runs from base 1 to 615 and encodes 204 amino acids. Gene Ontology annotation, biological process: cellular response to oxidative stress.